CAAUAAAGAAAAGAAAAAGAAAGGAGGGUCUUUCUUCAUUGCCCGGGUUGGACUCCUAGGCUGAAGGGAUCCCUCUCCUUCUCAAUAGCUGGGGCUACAGGAGUGCGCCACCACGCCCGCCUGGCUCAAUUCCUGUUCCUUUUGGUCUAUAAAGCAGACUGCGGCCAUGGGGCUCAUCCAAUAGAGUCACCAGCCACUGGAGCUUUACAGGAGAGAGUGGGAGGGAAGGCUCAGAGAGGUCACUCAGGACCCAAAGUGUGCCCAGACGGGCCCUAACUACGUGGCGUGACCUCAGGAGGGGCAAACUGAUCAACGACACCGGGUCCCCACCCACCCUGACCGCUCCAGGGUAUGUUUAGGUGUCCGAACUCUUGCUCUUCGAAGAGAUUCAGACAGCGCGAGACACCCCUAACAGUCUACGGAGGCCAGGAUUGUCCGGAGCGGAAGUGGAGCCGCGCUUCUCAGGGGCGCGCCGAAGCGCACUGCGCAGCCGCGGUGGGAGGAGGCACCGGCCGCGCGGCGGGAGGAGGUGCCGGCCGAGUAGUGCAGACAGCGCCGGGAAGAUGAGCACGGCAGGUGGCGGCCGUCCCCGCCAGGCGCAAGUGUCCCGCCGCAUCUCCUUCAGCGCGAGCCACCGAUUGUACAGUAAAUUUCUGAGUGAUGAAGAAAACUUGAAACUGUUUGGGAAAUGCAGCAAUCCAAAUGGCCAUGGGCACAAUUAUAAAGUUGUGGUGACAGUACAUGGAGAGAUUGACCCUGCUACGGGAAUGGUUAUGAAUUUGGCUGAUCUCAAAAAAUAUAUGGAGGAGGCUAUUAUGCAGCCCCUUGAUCAUAAGAAUCUGGAUAUGGAUGUGCCAUACUUUGCAGAUGUGGUGAGCACGACUGAAAAUGUAGCUGUUUAUAUCUGGGACAACCUCCAGAAAUUUCUUCCUGUAGGAGUUCUUUAUAAAGUAAAAGUAUAUGAAACUGACAAUAAUAUUGUAGUUUAUAAAGGAGAAUAGCUAUUGGGGUUAACACUGUACAAAGCCCAGUUUCCUUCUGUGUUUGAAAAAGAUUUUGAUUCCCUUGGAAUAUUAAGAGGUCAGCACGUGAUUGUUGUACCUCCACAUUGUGCUCUGGAGUCCCUAUUUAUUGAAAUCAUUGUAAGACCUGUUAUAAAUUUAAGUCUAUUUAAAACUAAACUUGUAAUAUAUUCUGAAAAUCAUUUAGAGAGUUUUUUAUUUAUAAAUUAAAAAUCACUUCAUUUCCAGCAAAA
Messenger RNA from Chlorocebus sabaeus (green monkey), 1255 nucleotides. RefSeq names its product 6-pyruvoyltetrahydropterin synthase (gene PTS). Gene Ontology annotation, molecular function: 6-pyruvoyltetrahydropterin synthase activity. NCBI's taxonomy places the organism in Eukaryota, Metazoa, Chordata, Mammalia, Primates, Cercopithecidae. The record is from RefSeq and is a predicted model, not a curated record. Gene Ontology annotation, cellular component: mitochondrion. Gene Ontology annotation, biological process: tetrahydrobiopterin biosynthetic process.